Messenger RNA from Telopea speciosissima, 1726 nucleotides. RefSeq names its product nuclear transcription factor Y subunit A-10-like. Gene Ontology annotation, molecular function: RNA polymerase II cis-regulatory region sequence-specific DNA binding; DNA-binding transcription factor activity, RNA polymerase II-specific. Gene Ontology annotation, cellular component: CCAAT-binding factor complex. The coding region runs from base 233 to 1231 and encodes 332 amino acids. The transcript is spliced from 6 exons. Gene Ontology annotation, biological process: regulation of transcription by RNA polymerase II. NCBI's taxonomy places the organism in Eukaryota, Viridiplantae, Streptophyta, Magnoliopsida, Proteales, Proteaceae. The record is from RefSeq and is a predicted model, not a curated record.
AUAUUGAACCGACACGCGCUCCUGCCAAAUGGGGUUUCUUCCUUAUGUGUAGGAUUCGAAGCUGGUUCUACUACUGAAACGAGUCCUUCGUCUCCUCCAACCCCAACCUCUCUUCUCUUCUUUCUUUCUCUGUCAGAGUCUUCAGUUAUUGACCUUUCCUCACUGAGUGACACGGUUCAAGGUGUAAAGAAAAUUUGGAGGUUUGGAUUUGUUGAUUCUGUGGAUAUCGACGAUGCAGACCAUUUCUGCCAAACAACAUCAUGGAGGGAACUUCAACAAUCCCAUUGCUCAGUUUUCCCCAGUUACUUCUGUACCUUGGUGGAGCGCUCUUGGAUCACAACCAGUCUACCAUGGUCCGUCGUUUGGUGUGAAGUCACUAUCGGUGGGCCCUGCAACUGGUGGAGACCAAAUUCAAGCUGCUUCACGACAAGUACACCGUGCUACAGACCCUGCGCCGCAGAAGGAAAACAACAAUACUUCUCAAUUCACUAUCGUUUCUGGUGAUGGCAAAGACUCUUUGAAGGCCCAAAAAGUUCAGCAAUUUCCUUCGAUCAUCUCUCGGCAAUCAUCUCUGCCCGAGUACCAAGCUCGCGUUGAACUAGGACUUGCUCAACCUGUGAUUUGCACGAAUUAUCCCUAUAUGGAUCAAUGUUAUGGUGUGUUCACACCAUAUGGAGCUCAAACAGCGGGGCGCAUGUUAUUGCCGUUAAAUAUGACAACUGAUGAUGGACCUAUUUAUGUAAAUGCUAAGCAGUACCAUGGAAUCAUUAGGCGUAGGCAGUCUCGGGCAAAGGCUGAGAUGGAGAAUAAAGUGAUCAAAUCUCGGAAGCCAUAUCUGCAUGAAUCACGCCAUCUCCAUGCAAUGCGUCGAGCAAGGGGAUGCGGCGGCCGCUUCCUGAACAAGAAUGCAAAAAGUGGGAAGGGUGGCAGUGAUUCUUGCAAAGCAGCUGAGGGGCAACAUUCGCAUUCUGAUGGCUCUCCAAGUUCUGAAGUUCUGCAAUCUGACAGUGGUAAUCUAAAUUCAUCAAAGGAGGCAUCUGGUGGUGGAUCAAAUCUAUCUGUGUCGGAUGUUACUAGCGUGUACUCUGGAGAUGUCAAUCACUUUCAGAUUGAUCAUCUCCGCUCAGCUACCUUCCGCCCUUUUUCAAACAUUAUGAAUAGUGGGCAAGGUAUCAAUAUGCCCAACAAGUGGGUUACAGCAGAUGCCUGCUGUGACCUCCUCAAAGUUUGAAUGCAGGGUUGGCAGUGGGGUUGUGUAGGUUGUGGCUGCAGUUUCUCAGCUUGGCAGAAAGUGCUACAGCUGGGGGCUAAAUCCUACUUGAACAACCCCAUCCCUGCAGCAGCUAAAUGGAGGAGCUAUGUUGCAGUGCUGUUCGCGGCUGUUGCAAUAGGCUCUGGUUGUGUGAUUGUCCCACCACCAUUUGGUUGUUGUCAAAGGCAAAUCAUUCUUGGCUCUAAGGUUCUUCUGGUCACCCACAGUCUUAUGGCUGUUGAUGGUGUUGAGGACACCUUAAUGUAUUAUAUAAAAUAUCUUCCCGUCAGGGUUGAAUCAGUUGUUCGGUAGAAUCUGAAAGUUUGGAUUGUUAUGUUUGUGUUAAAAAAAAAUCUUAUGUUUGGGACUAAGUAUGCUGGGUCUUGUUAGGUUCUACCACUUAUUUCUGUUAUUUGGAUUUGUAACUCCUUAUAAAACCAUAUAUUGUAUGAAGAUUUGGAGUGUUGUGUGCCA